This is a messenger RNA of Lingula anatina, 768 nucleotides long. RefSeq names its product caspase-8-like. NCBI's taxonomy places the organism in Eukaryota, Metazoa, Brachiopoda, Lingulata, Lingulida, Lingulidae. The record is from RefSeq and is a predicted model, not a curated record.
AUGUGGAGGUUUUUUACUCAUGCUUGUCUUGCCUGUGCGUCUUGUAUUGUGGCUAAACCGUCAGAAUAUAAUAGACUUCAAGGAACAGUGACUGACGAUAGCGCUGACACUCCUAGUGUUUGGUCCGGCGGCAGCGUUGACUCUGUAGUAGGAGACAGCCCCGGCGGCAGUGUUUACUUUUCCGUUGGUUCAGCAGCAAGUCGUUGUGACAGCACUGAAGCAGGAAUUAAUAGCAACCAUGAUGAAGGAAACAAUGUGAGUCUCAAAACUCGGCACAAAAGUGGGGACAGUAGGGUUUCAGAAAUCAGUGGCUACUCUGAACCCAGUGAGGAAAAGGGCACAAAAUGGGGCUUUACCCUCAUCAUAAAUAUGAUUAACUUCCCAGAGGGAGGUUUGGAACGCAGAGAUGGUGCUGAAUACGAUGACGAGGCAGUACAGACAUUCUUCGAGAAGUUUGGAUCGCAAGUUGUAACAGCUAGGGACAUGUCGAAAGAGAAAUUGAUGGAGAUGCUGGCUACAUAUUCCAGAGCAGACCAUUCUAAUUACUGUUACUUCUUAUGCUUCAUCAUGUCUCACGGAUCGGAGGAAGGGAUUUACUGCUCUGAUGGGGAACUUGUCUCUAUUGCGGAAAUCGUAGACAAAUUUCGCUCAAGCAAAUGCCCGUCGUUGGAAGGCAAGCCAAAAACGUUCGUCAUGGACGCUUGUCUUGGCAGCAAGCUGCAGAGUAAGUGUCGUGCUGUAACGAACCUUUUCAUAUACAUAGGAUGA